AUGGAGGCCAUUGACGCGUCAACGACUGGCCCAAGCUCCAGUUCCAUCUCUUCACCCUCUAGUCCCCGCUCUGUUAAGCGACGGAAGCUGGACGAAGAUGUUGAAAUGUCUGAUACGCUCAUAUUGAGUUCAUCUCCAUUGACCGAACCAGAUGUAUAUGAAGAAGAAAAGUUAUCCCUAAAUCCUCUGCCCGAUUCAAUACUGCUACUCUCUAUGCCCUCAAUUCUGAUACACCCACCCAACCACCAACUGCACGCGCAUUCCCUAUGCAUGUCCCUGCUUGCUUUGAGAAGAUGCCUCAAGAUUCCAGGCCUAAGCCCCGAUAUUGAGUGUCGAGCACUGACAUCUCUGGCCGAAGUAGGAAUGAUAAUCAUCGACGGAGGAUUCAGCCAGCAGGAACUGCAUGUUUGGGCGAAUGGAAUCGAACCAGAGGUCGAGGAAGCCACUAGUAAAGGACUGAUGAUAGCGCAAAAACAUCCAAGUUUACGCAUAUAUCGCUCGCAACUGACUUUUCUUGCUGCCCAACUUGCCGUUUGGCAGAACAAUAUCAAAUUUGCACGAAUGCUUCUUCGUCGACUCCUAACCACCUAUUUGCCCAGCGACCCACCACAUAUUAUUUACACUGCUCAUCUCAAAUUGAUCUCGCAUUUGAUCACUCCAAUAGAUGCACAGACUCGACCUAACGCGAUGGCCCCCAACGGAUCCCCAACGAAGCUGUCACAGGAUGUCAGACAAACCAUGACCGCAAUACAAGCCAUGCAGAAACACGCAGCCAAGUACGGUCAUAACGGAGUCAUCCUCUUAACGCGUGUACUUCGUCUUCGACAGCUUGUGUCCUCUGGACUCUGGGAUCAAGUAAGCGAAGCAUUGGCUGAGACCGAGGAGGCUCUGGAACUCGAAUUCUCCAGCGAGCAAGAUCCAUCCACUGACCAACCUGCGGGUCAAUCUCUCCGCAAAGGUUUACGCGUCACAGAUCUCAAUACCGUUCACAUGAAUCCCCCUUCGCCGACAAAACAUUCCAUAAAUACGAAACCUUCGGAUACAACUGAAGUUCGGCCUUCCUCCGAGAGUGCCUCAGCACCGGCUCCUCCAUUAAAAAUGUUCAACACAUAUUUCGAGCGCAGUAUGGCACUACAUACCCUCAUUAUCGGGGUGGUCUUUUGCACUUAUGUCGGGAGGGUGUCUGAUGCUUCACAGAGAUUAGCCCACCUCCACGCCCUACUCGAUGCAGGUGCACUACGUUUUGACAAGAAACCCUCCAAUCCUGUAUCCACUUCAACAAUAACCUCUCCGGAAGCUUCUCCUUCUGCAGACGGCUCAAAUUCCGCCAAUACUACCAAUAUAGAAGCUACACUGCAGGAGACCCAGGAAAGCGAUGACGCUGCGUGCGGAAUUGUGCGAAUUGCCUUGUCUGGACCGUCGUUGCCUUUGUAUGUUCAGACAACACAUCCAAGAAUUCUUUACACCCUUGCGUUCUUGGUGUCGUGUGUAGCGAAAAAAGAUCCUGUUGGGAGAAGGCCAAAACGGAAAAUUUUUGCGGUCGAAGGCUUGUCGACAUGGGAAAGGGAAUUAAAGAAGGAAUUGAAUCUGCCCUCCUUCGCCAGCAUGGGCGACCUUGAAGGAAUAGAUUUAAGACUUGCAAAGAUCAAAGCAGACUUAAUGUGUGAGCUUGUAGGGGUAUCUAUUAUGCGUUCAGAAUUCGAUGCUGCUGAACAGACCCUCUCGGUGCUGAUAGCACACUUGCGAAACGCUGAUCUUUUCUCAUCCUUCGCCUGCCGCAUAACCUUGCACCAUGCACACUUGGCUCAUGCCAAAGGCCAAACAGACCGUGCUAUGCAAUGCUACGAAGCUGCGGAGGCUUUUGCCGAAGAACGUGGAGACGAUUUUGUUCGGGUCUCAGCUCGUGCAGGGAGGGCUUGUUUGAAAAUUGGCUUGAUCAGAGACAAGGAAUGCUCGAAGAAGGAAAGGGAAGAAGAGGCAAAACAAACAAAACGAAAGACUCGAGCGAAAAGCAGGGAGAGGAAAGUUGGUGAUGAGAACGCCAUGGAGGUAGACGAAGAUGCAGCGGUGGUCGAGCCAGAGACUCCUGUCGAAGAAUUUGAAGAUGUACAAAAAUUGGCUGAAGACGUUGUAGAGGCUUGUCGUGGGAUGGGCGGGACAAUGUGGAGUGUCGGCAGAGUCAUUGAAGCGUGUCUCACCGACGAAAUUCUGAAAUCAAAGCAACACCUUAAGUCUGCCUUAUCAUUCGCGUCUUCGGCAGGCGAUAAUCACCUCCGUGCACUGAUACUCGCGCUCGUUGCGUCGCACUACUUUCACACUGCCACAGACGAUGCUUUGGGCAUGCUUGCUAUGUGCGAGAAUCUCGCUGCCGGUCUUGGAGCAACCGUGAAACCUACAACUGGGACGAACGGUAAGGAGAAAAUUGGAGAUGCGAUUGGCAAUGCACCUUUGAGAAUCUGGGUCAGUGAUCGAAGCCUAGAAAUUUACAAGAGGACUGGAAAUGCACCCGCAGCGAGGAAACAGGAAGCUGCGAAUCGUGCAUUACAGAGCCUGAUACGAAAAUCAGAAAAACGACCUGCGAAGUAG
This is a messenger RNA of Lentinula edodes (shiitake mushroom), 2586 nucleotides long. RefSeq lists its product as uncharacterized. Gene Ontology annotation, biological process: maintenance of mitotic sister chromatid cohesion; mitotic sister chromatid cohesion. Lineage: Eukaryota; Fungi; Basidiomycota; Agaricomycetes; Agaricales; Omphalotaceae. Gene Ontology annotation, cellular component: SMC loading complex; chromatin. The coding region runs from base 1 to 2586 and encodes 861 amino acids. The transcript has 9 exons. Gene Ontology annotation, molecular function: double-stranded DNA binding. The record is from RefSeq and is a predicted model, not a curated record.